UGGAUCAGAGUCAAACUGGGUUCCGAGGAAGUGAAACUCACACAGUCUUGGUGUCUGAGAGGAGAAAUGGCUCAGAAAGGAGCCGAUCUGGAUCAAGAAACCUUCAGCUGUUCCAUCUGUCUUGAUCUCCUGAAGGAUCCGGUGACUAUUCCCUGUGGACACAGCUACUGCAUGAAGUGUAUUCAAGGAUUCUGGGAUGGAGAGGAGAUAAUCCACAGCUGUCCUCAGUGCAGGAAGACCUUCACACCGAAGCCUGUUCUGGUGAAAAAUGUCAUGUUUGCAGCUUUAGUGGAGCAGCUGAAGAAGACCGGACUCCAAGCUGCUCCUGCUGAUCACUGCUUUGCUGGACCUGAAGAUGUGUCCUGUGAUGUCUGCUCUGGAAGAAAACUGAGAGCCAUCAAGUCCUGUUUGAUCUGUCUGGCCUCUUAUUGUGAGAAACACCUUCAGCCUCAUUUGGAUGCAGCUGCAUUACAGAAACACAAGCUGGUGGAACCCUCCAAGAACCUGCGGGAGAACAUCUGCUCUAUUCAUGAUGAGGUGAUGAAGAUGUUCUGUCGCACUGAUCAGAAGUGUAUCUGUUACCUGUGCUCUGUGGAUGAACAUCGAGGCCACGACACAGUCUCAGCUGCAGCAGAAAGGACUGAGAGGCAGAGCGAUCUGGAGGAGAGUCAACAACAAAUCCAGCAGAGAAUCCAGGACCGAGAGAAGGAGGUAAGGCUGCUUCAACAGGAGGUGGAGGCCAUCAAUCACUCUGCUGAUCAAACCGUGAAGGACAGUGAGGAGAUCUUCACUGAGAUGAUCCGUCUCAUCCAGGAUAGAAGCUGUGAUGUGAAGCAGCAGAUCAGAUCCCAGCAGCAAACUGAAGUGAGUGGAGUCAAAGAUGUUCAGCAGCAGCUGGAGCAGGAGAUCACUGAGCUGAAGAGGAGAGACGCUGAGCUGAAGCAGCUCUCACUCACAGAGGAUCACAGCCAGUUUCUGCUCACCUACCCCUCACUGCCACCACUCAGAGAGUCCACACCCUCAUCCAGCAUCAACGUCCGUCCUCUGAGAUACUUUGAGGAUGUGACAGCAGCUGUGUCCGAGCUCAGAGACAAACUGCAGGACAUUCUAAGAGAGGAAUGGACAAACAUCUCACUGACAGUCACUAAUGUGGAUGUUUUAAUGCCAGAACCAGAGCCAACAAGCAGAUCGGACUUCUUUAAAUAUUCAUGUCCAAUCACACUGGAUCCAAAUACAGCAAACAGACGUCUGUCACAGUCAGAGGAGAACAAAAAGGUGAUGUUUUUGGAAAAACCUCAGUCUUAUUCUGAUCGUCCAAACAAUUUCACCGAUUAUCUUCAGGUUCUGAGUAGAGAGAGUCUGACUGGACGUCGUUACUGGGAGGUGGAGUGGAGAGGAGAAUAUGUUUAUGUAGCAGUCGCAUACAAGAACAUCAGCAGAUCUGGAGAUGAAAGUGGAUUUGGUUAUAAUGACAAAUCUUGGGCAUUGUAUUAUUCUCCACACAGCAUCUCAUUUUACCACAACAGCAUUCAAACCUCCAUCUCAGCUCCUGUUUCCUCCAGAGUAGGAGUGUACCUGGACCACAGAGCAGGUGUUCUGUCCUUCUACAGCGUCUCUGAAAGCAUGACUCUCCUCCACAGAGUCCAGACCACAUUCACUCAGCCGCUCCAUGCUGGACUGGUGUUGGGUUAUGCUGUUGAAGCCACAGCAGAGUUCUGUAAGCUCGAAUAGUUCCUGAAAAAAUUGAAAUAUGUUUUUAUUGAUCAUGUUGAAUUACAUUUAAUCCCCAACUACUAAAAAGCUAUAUAGAGCAAGACUAUCUAGUGCCUUGGAUUUUAAAAAGCAAUUCGGACACCAUG
Messenger RNA from Oryzias melastigma (Indian medaka), 1859 nucleotides. Its product is annotated as tripartite motif-containing protein 16-like. Gene Ontology annotation, molecular function: protein binding; zinc ion binding. The transcript has a single exon. NCBI's taxonomy places the organism in Eukaryota, Metazoa, Chordata, Actinopteri, Beloniformes, Adrianichthyidae. Bases 67 to 1731 code for a protein of 554 amino acids. The record is from RefSeq and is a predicted model, not a curated record.